ACUGUGUGAAUAGCUCUGAGAGUGAAGGAGUGAAGACAAAAGUUCAACAUAGCUUUUCUGUGUUUAAAUUUAGGAAGGGCAGAGACAGUAUUGCAGCAUCUGAGGCACGAACUCGGAAGUGAACAAUGCAUAUUGUUUGUUGCAGAUUCUAACAUCCCUUGUAUGCAUUCACAAGUUUUCUCUUUUAACUUUCCCACCACCUUUACAUGUCAACAAAACAUUCCACAAACACUCCUUAAUUGCACAUAGGCACUUACCCAAUCAGAGCCAUGAGUUGUCUCUGGUAACACGCUCUUCCUCCAGUCAGGGCCAUCAUCACAAGGCCAUCACACAGCUUACUUGACUUUGCUUUUUUCUUCUUCUGGAGAUGUCCUUGGUUCUCAGUGUCACUUUCUCUUGCUGUUUAUUUUGUUCCACAGCUGCUGCUCUGAAUAGUCUUUCUUGUAUUCCCACAGAGUAUGACUCAGCUGAAAAAAUGCUGGGAUUAUUGCAGGAUGAUACACUGAAAGCUCUGACUGUACCAGCACAUUCUGCACUCAUGUCAGUCUGCCUUCCUCCAAGAGGUUGAGUUGUGUCUGCCUAUUUGACCUCGUGAGCGCAGCGCCUUGCUAUGAAUUUUUCCAUCCCCAAACUGCUCUUUUAUCUCAUUGCAAAAUUAAAAAGUUUUGUAAAUUGUCAAUACUUCAAUUGUCUACAGGCUCAUAGGAUACAUAAGGAUUGUAAUAGAGAAGGAAGAGUUGAUUUCCAAGUUAAUGAAGAGUGUUAUCUUGUUCAUUUAGUAGUGCUCUACCUCUGAAUAAGCAGAAAGAUUAUUGACUGCCUCUGGGAGUAGUUGAUGUCUGUGCUAAUCCUAUGGUUCCUGCAGGGCAAUGGGCACGAGGAGGUAAUUGCCUGUGCAUGGGAUGGCCAGACAUAUAUCAUCGACCACAAUCGUACAGUUGCCAGAUUUCAAGCAGAUGAGAAUGUCAGUGCAUUCUGUGCAGGCCUAUAUGCAUGCAAACAAGGAAGCAACAGUCCCUGCCUGGUUUAUGUCAGCUUCAAUCAGAAGAUCUACAUCUACUGGGAUGUGCAGCUGGAGAGAAUGGAGUCCACCAACCUGUUAAAAAUCUUGGAGAGUGACCCAGAGUUUGGCAGUCUACUGCAGGAGCUGGGUGUAGAAAAAAGUGAUGUUUCUGCAAUCCAAGAUCUGAUUUACAAAACACUGUAUUUUCCUGAGAAACUACAGCCUAACAGCUCUUUGCAGUGUCAGAAUCCUGGAACAGACUCCACUGCCUACCACACUGUCAUCCAGAAUCCCUUACAAGACUCAAGGUGAACAUCUUCCAUCCCAUUGGAAACUCUUCUGACUGGAACUGAGCAUUCACCCUGCAUGAUAAUAUUCUCAGCUUGUCUCUUCUAUUUCAGCUGAAUUUGAAUGGGAGUAAUAGGCUCAUCUGCUGUAUUACCUCUGUAUCUUUUGUAUAAAGUUUUAUUGGACAUGCAUGGAGGACCAUUAUGGCAGCCUGAGAGAAUUGUGUAUGAGAGCAAAUAUUAUUAAUUUGGUGAUUUUGUGCUAGUAAAUGAUAACACUUAAAGAUCUUGAAAGCUGCUUUUUGAAAGCUUGCUGUGCUAUGUUCUGCAAAAUAUCCAAGAGCUGUCCUAACAGGGAGAAUUAAUUUUGUAUGGAGGAAAAGGAUCUCUUGCCAUUGGGUCAAAAAAUCUGUUGUUCUUGUGUGGGAGAACAGAACUUUUACAUAAUACUACAGCUUUUUUUUUGUUUUUUGUUUUGCAAUUUCCAUUUAUAAAUUUAUGAAAUAUUUAUAAAGGACAGCAUCAGUCCUCUGAAUCUUAUGGCUGUGAAAAUUGAAGCACAAAGCAAUAAAUUGAUACAGCCUGCUUUGUAACAGUGAGCAUUCCUAUUACUUCUCAGAACAGCAUUCUUGCAUGUCUGACCACUCUGUAAUUACAGUGGAAGUUUUUCUCCAUUUUAAUGACCUCCUGAAGUAUUUUUGCAUGCUCCCAUAUAAUACUAAGUGCUUGUAUAUAACUGGACUAAUGAGGCAGGAGCUCUGAAGUCGCAGUAGUGCUUUGGUACCAGUGUUGCUCAAACUAGUGGAUGUUUUGAGCAGCAGGGCUUGAAUUUGUUAUCUAUGGAGAGUUGACAGAGUAGGAACCACAUACUAAUGGGAUAAAUAAGCAGUUGUUUUGGGGGCUGCUUAGCUCUGGAGUGUAAUUUCAGGGAGUUCCAUCAGCUUUCAUGAUGCAGCCAUCUGUCUGGCUGGGCAGUCACAAUACAGAGCAUAUCCUUAGCUGCUGGCAGAUAGUGUGACUUGGGCUCUCAUCAUUUUUAUUGUGCUUUCCUAAUGAUGAUGAGUCCUGUACUGGCUAUUAAUUAGGUCAUAGUAAAUUGGUCUCCCUCUAAUUUCAGGUUUCUGUUUCCGACAACCUAGAACUGCUGUUCUGAUUGCCAGAACAAGUGAGAAUUCUCACUUUUCUCAGAAUUUCAGGUGAAGCAGUAGCAACUACCGUUCUCUCUUCUCCUGUGGCCCAGCUAUAGAGGUGGGAUGAAUAGGCUGGUUUCUUUGUACUCUGAGAUAUGUUCCUAACCCUAUUGCUACUUGAUUUUAAUCUUCAGAAUUAAUGGACCUGACACUGAGGGACCACAGUGGAAUAGAGUUCUGCAACGCAGGUUGCUGAAAACAUAUAAUAGAACAACAGGCACAUGUGUCUUGGCAUGUGCUGUCCUAUCCCUAAAACAAAAUGCUGCUCUUCAUCUAUGUUUGGUUGUGUAUUUCCUCCUCAUACUUGCUUAAUUCUGUGGCCUCUGCCUCCUACAUUGGGGACAUAAACAGGAUAAUUACAAAUAACACCAAAGUCUGUGUACAGCUGCACAGGUGAUGGACUCUUGCUGUAUGUGCUUUGAUGAAAAUGGAGCACUACCACAACUUGUGCCUGCCAUGGCCCUACUUAACAUCUUGUUUGGCUUUAGUAAGGCAAGCAGUUUCCACAGAAGUACUCUUCUUGAUCCCAUGUAGGGAUCUCAGAGGUUCCUGCAACAAUUGCCCGGAACAUUUCAUUUGUCACCAGUUGAGCUAAUAUGUUAGCUAGGUCCUAUAGGCUAUUGCAGUGCUAGUACAUUAAAACUUCCCAACCCAUAACAGCAAAAGAAGAUUGUCUACACUCGUUAACAGAGAACAACUCAGUGCUGGCAGUUUAUGCCAAAUAGAUAGCUUUCUUAGCAACACAAACACAAGAGGGAUGCAAAUGGUUGUAUGACUGAAACUGAUUUAUGCAAAACAAAUUUUGCCGUACAGGUCAAAUAAACAGAUAGUUCAAAUUGAUCUACUGUUGAAAUGUUGAUUUAUUUUAGUCAAAACAGGAAAGCGUUAAUGUAGAUGAAUGACAUUUUUCUAGGAACUAUCUUAAGAAGAAAAUAUGACAAAACAUGUAAAUGUUGCAACUUGUGCAGCUUAGGGCUUUUCUCCUGUUGGAUAUCAUUGCUUUGUGCAGUGUAAACUCAAGAAUGCUUCUUUGUGGAAAACAGAGGUCAGAAGGUAUGGACGCUGUGUAUCAUGGUUGUCCAACUUUUUUGCUUGCCUGGGCCAUACUGAAUGAAUGGGAAUCAUCUUGCGCCGCAUCUAAAAUAUUUAAUAAUGUAUAAAGUCUCAUAAUCAGGCAUGAUAAAAUUUUUGAGUAUUAGAUUGCAGCUACGUACAAAAUUCACAGGUAGUGUAUUUAGAUUGACUGAAAUGGAGUCCCAAAUACAAAAAAAAAAAAAUUUGUUUUUCUUUAAUCUCAAAGCCUAUUCUCAAAUUCUUUUUUCAGAACUGAAAGCAAGGCUGCAUAUUUUUCACUGUUCACAGGACCGUGUUUAAGCCAACAUAUCAAAAUGCAUGAAAUUACUUGAAGUAGCUUCAGCUUGCCAUAAUUUAAGUUUUAUUUCAAACACAGUUAUGUUGGAAACACAGCAGAUGAGAUCAUUUUCAUCUUGAAGCUGCAUGUUAAACUCAUUUAAAUGAGUGGCCAAAUCUGUCAAAAAUGCUAAAUCUGCGAGCCAUUUUUAAUCUUCACGUUCUGACACAAAUUAUCCUUCUGACUCCACAAAGGACUUAAUUUCAUUUCUCAAAUCAUACAAUACUUUUAUUGUUCUACCUUUGCUUAGCCACCUGGCUUCAGAAAAGUAUAUGAUGUCCCCAUAAUCAGCUUCCUUACUUUUAAGGAAUUCCUGGAAUUAACGAUGAUUCAAUCCCUUAUUAUGAAAUACAGAGCUUUGAUGAUGUUUUUGAAUUACAUUAUCAAUUUUUAAAGCUUUCUCACAUAAAUUUUCUUGAUGUUUGAUGCAACAGUAUUUCAUUGUGUGAUUUUUCUUGUGGCAACUGCAUUAUUUUCUCUUAAUUUUUUAAGUCCCUUUUCUUACCAGCCAUUAUUAGGGUGCUAUCAGUAGCUUUAACAAAUAUGUUGACAAAGGUUAAAGAAAAUUGCUUGAAUGUAUUUUUUUACUGUAUCAUACAAAUGGGGAGAUGUAGUUGUGUCUUUUAAAGACACCAAAGAAGCCAUUUCUUCAGUGACAUUAUAUUCUUUAAUCAAUAUUACAAAAAUGGCAGGUAGAUUCGUAUCUGUAGCAUCAAUACUUUUAGCACUAAAGCAAAAAAAUAUGAAAUUAGUAAUUUUACUCUCCAUAUUUCUUUUGAAAUUUUCUUUAUUCCUUUUUCUUCUAUUCACUUGGCUGUAGUCUAGCAAGACAAACUGAUUUUAGAAAAACCUGCUUUGGACAUAUUAUGUGUGCCAUGUUUCCAUACAUUGCUUAAUAAACUCUUCAGUAAAUGGUUU
Messenger RNA from Meleagris gallopavo (turkey), 4809 nucleotides. NCBI's taxonomy places the organism in Eukaryota, Metazoa, Chordata, Aves, Galliformes, Phasianidae. The record is from RefSeq and is a predicted model, not a curated record.